This is a messenger RNA of Zingiber officinale, 423 nucleotides long. RefSeq lists its product as uncharacterized. The transcript has 4 exons. The record is from RefSeq and is a predicted model, not a curated record. Lineage: Eukaryota; Viridiplantae; Streptophyta; Magnoliopsida; Zingiberales; Zingiberaceae. The coding region runs from base 1 to 423 and encodes 140 amino acids.
AUGAGUACUAGCAUUGCGGUCUUUGAGAUUUUUCCAGAUAUGUAUGCACCUAACCCAUCAUUCGGAAGGAUAUUGCAGGAGUUGUGCAUUCCAGAAUGCUCUCUAAGGCAGCAAAUUAUGAGCGAGCUUCAUAAUGAGAGGCAUUUUGGAUGUGAUAAGACAUUGACUCUCAUCUCCGUCAAUUUCUAUUGGCCUAAGUUGACCAACAAUGCUUGUGCACUCCUCUACCUGUUCCUAAAGCUCCUUGGCUCGAUGUCAGCAUCUUGUAGGAAGACUAUGGAUGCUACUCGGAUUGUCCAUCUUUACUUCAAAGAGAUCAUGCGUUUACAUGGCAUUCCUCGGUCCAUGACUUCAGAUCAAGAUAUACCAAAUUCAUCAAUCACUUCUGGAAGGGCUUACGGGGGACAUGGGGGACACAGUUAA